Messenger RNA from Eublepharis macularius, 2467 nucleotides. RefSeq names its product solute carrier family 39 member 2 (gene SLC39A2). Lineage: Eukaryota; Metazoa; Chordata; Lepidosauria; Squamata; Eublepharidae. The record is from RefSeq and is a predicted model, not a curated record. The coding region runs from base 429 to 1316 and encodes 295 amino acids. Gene Ontology annotation, molecular function: zinc ion transmembrane transporter activity. Gene Ontology annotation, biological process: zinc ion transmembrane transport. The transcript has 4 exons. Gene Ontology annotation, cellular component: plasma membrane.
GAGAGAGGAAGGUGGAAUAGGAGAGGGCACCAUGGUGAGGAAAGUUAGACCAAUGGAGGGAACCGUGAAGUGGGGGAGGAACCAAAUCAUGAGCAGAGAAAAAGCCACCAGGAAGUGGAACUAAAGGAGGAAGAGGUGGCAGGAGAAACACAUUUGGUCACCACUGGGAUAUCUGGAUGGUCUUGCCAUGUUUGGUACAUGAGGAUUAUUCCUCCUGAUCUUUUCCCCACUGGUAUCGUCAACGGGAGAGUUGUAUCGGUUCGAGUGAAGGUGAAGUUGCUUUGAGGAUUCUGCUUGAGAGAGACCAUUUAGUGAGAGGAGUGACAAGUUUCCAGGUCCAAUUCGACUGAGGAGCUGGGGUAACAAGGACCCAAGGGCCGCAUCUUCUAGCUUCCUUUCUAUUUCCUGGUGGACCUUUCCGUGCCAAGAUGGAUCCCUUGCUAGGAGUGAAAAUCGGCUGCUUGGCGGGCCUGCUGGUGGUCCCUCUCCUUUGUGGACUCAUCCCAGCUCAAGUCCAGUGGUUCCAGGUCAACAUGGCCAGAGGGAAGCAUCGGCGCAUCCUUAGCUUUAUUGGCUGCUUUGCGGCCGGUGUCUUCCUUGGGGCCUGCAUUAUGCACAUGGUGGCCGACGCAUUGGGGGACAUCCGAGAGGAAAUAGAAAAGCAACAGGGAAGUUUCGUCUCGAAGCAGAACAGUACAUCUGAAAGUGAUGAUUCUGAGGGAUACCCAUUUGGAGAACUCAUCAUCUCGUUCGGCUUCUUCUUGGUGUUUUUCAUUGAGAGCAUGGUGCUGUACUGCUGUCCUCAGGCGGUUCAUUCGCACAGCGAUCCCGAAGCCCACGACGAUCACAAGGGUGCGCCCGAAUCGCACAGCUCCUUCCGAGCGUUCGUGCUCUUCCUUUCGCUCUCCUUCCACUCGGUCUUUGAGGGCCUCGCCAUUGGUGUGCAGAAGGAGGAGACGGGGGCUGUUCAGCUCUGCCUGGCCGUGCUGAUCCACAAAGCCAUCGUGGCCUUCAGCUUGGCCUUGAAGCUCGUGCAGAGUGGCACCAGGACCCAGUGGAGGCUUCUUUACCUGGUGGUCUUUGCCCUGAUGUCCCCUGCUGGUAUUGCAAUAGGAAUUGGGGUGUCACUUUCUGACAGUGAUGGAAGUGGCCUGGCUCAGGCUGUGCUGGAGGGGGUGGCAGCCGGGACGUUCCUUUAUGUCACCUUCCUAGAGAUCCUGCCCUAUGAACUGCGCUCACAUGAAAGCCCUCUUCUCAAAUUCUUCUUCAUCAGCCUUGGCUUCUUUAUCAUGGCCGUCAUUGCUAUUUGGGCAUGAAGGACCUGUUGCGCAAGGUCUUCAUGGAAACCGAUCACUAUUUCUCGGACCAAAAAAGCACAACUUUAAGAUUGCCCAAGAAAGGGAAGACAAGGGAAGACAAAGAUUUCCAAAUCAACGCAUUGGAUCGAGAGACCAAGAUAUGUGAACCUGUGCCGCUUUCCCCUGAGUUCAUGGAAGCCAUCGCCAAUGUCAACAGACUAGGCCAAGAGAUUGACAUGAGCAAUCUUCCUGAGUCUUCCUGAAGGGGCACAAUAAGGGGGGCUUUUGCUUGAAAGGAAUUCUCAGUUUAAAGAAUAAAGACAACUUGCAAGUUUUCAUGGUAUGGAUGAAAACAUGCAAUGUGGUGUUUCAUGUGACUUUAGGUAGGCAGAGGGGUUGGAGUAGAUGAGAGAUCUGACCCCAAGCAAGAGACUGGUCUCUGUUCUGCCUUAGGCUGGGGGGAAAGGCGCCUCCAUCAUAAACGGGCCUUCUUCCAACUUAAGCUGCUCUUCCGUUGGAGGAAGGCUUCACACUUCGCUAGCAGAGUGGUGCUGUACAUACCAAUGGCCCUCUUCAUUUGCUACCUUGUUCUUACUUCCAGUCACUCUUUUUUGUCAAGGAGGGUAGUAGUAUCCAAGAAUUUCCUCCAAGGCUUGAGGGGUUGGUUUGGAAAAUGUUGCUCCAUACACGUUAGUCCCAGGUCUUCCUGUUUUGGGUUAACUAUUCUGAAGCAGACGUUGCCGUUUGUAGCAUUUUGUGACCAAUUAUCCAAGUUACUGUCAUGACAGCUGCUCAUUCUAGGAUUUUUGUUUGCAGCAGCUGAACUCCAAUUAAUCUCUUACUAAGCCAUGUAAAUAUACUUCCUAGUUCUGAUAUUUGGGGUUCUGGCUGUUCUGCCAGCUGGCCAGUGAUUAGACCCGAGUUGGAACUUCUGUGAUGCUUCCACUGAGAUCAGACUUGCCAGUCUCGUGAUUCUCUUGGUAAUGAUGUUUGCUUCCUGCUUUGGCUGGGAUACAGGUUGCAUGACACAGGGAUGGUGGUUCUUGGUGCUAUUCCUGCUGCUUCCAGUAUGCCUGUCUUUCAGCCAGGUUUUGGAUGGCACGGGCAGCAGGAAGGCAAAAACCUUCAACAAUGAAGCGUGCCUUGCACAGUGAAUAAAGUUAUUUGUG